Messenger RNA from Monodelphis domestica (gray short-tailed opossum), 4666 nucleotides. Lineage: Eukaryota; Metazoa; Chordata; Mammalia; Didelphimorphia; Didelphidae. The record is from RefSeq and is a predicted model, not a curated record.
CCUUGACCCAGGUCUGCUGAUAAGGGUGAGGAGAAUUCAGGCCAGGGUCCCCCCGGUAAUGUCCCUUCACUCUCCAGAGCCCGAGCUUCGCUACCCAGACAAGUCCGGGAGAAGGUCAGACUUGAGACAGACGUGUCGCAAUGGUUGUAGUGGUGGGCUCUGGCAGCGGAGUCUGCAACCCUGUCUUGGGGAACUGGAAUUGGAAUGAAACCCAGUCACUGGGACUCCAGAUGUCCAGCCUAUGCCUCAUGAAUGCAGCUGUGGCCUGGCUCCCCUCAGUCUAUCUGUGGGUCAUUAGCCCCUUCUACUUCCUCUACCUUCGCUACAACAACAAGGGCUACAUCCGGAUGUCAUGCCUCUUCAAAACUAAAAUGGUGCUUGGCUUCACCUUGGUCCUCCUAUGUUUUUCUAACAUAAUCUUCACUCUUUGGAAAAUCAAAAAAGGAAUCCCUCAAGCUCCUGAAUUCCUGAUUAAUCCUACAGUGUGGCUCAUCACCAUGAUCCUGGCAAUUUUCCUGAUCCAUUUGGAGAGAAGGAGGGGGAUCCAGUCAUCAGGAGUGCUAUUUAUUUACUGGCUGCUCUGCUCCUUCUCCAUGGCGGUCACAGUCAGUGCCACCGUACACCAAGCCCUACAAGGAGGCUUUCCAGAAGACACUUUCCGCCACCUCAUAACCUAUUUUCAUUCAGCUUUGAUUGGUGCACAGUUUGUAUUAUCCUUCCUAGCAGACCAGCCUCCAUUCUUCUCAAAGAUUAUGCAUGACUCCAAUCCAUGUCCUGAAUCUGGAGCCUCAUUUCCUUCUAAAGUCACAUUCUGGUGGUUUUCUAGGCUAGUGUGGCAGGGCUACAGGAAGCCCUUAGAAAUGGAUGACCUUUGGUCACUUGGAAAAGAAAAUUCAUCAGAGGAAAUCAUAUCCCGACUUGAAAGUGAAUGGAAGAGGAUUUGUAAUGAAACCCAACAGACCAAAGAGGAGAUGGGAUUUGAAAGGGGUGGAGGAAACAGAGCUGAACCAGCACUCCCUCCAGAGACUGAAACUUUCCUGCAGGGGCAUCAGAGUCCCAGAUUCCCUUUGCUGAAGGCGAUUUGGAAAGUGUUUAAUGGCACCUUCCUCCUUGGAACUCUCAGCUUAAUCGUCUGCGAUGUCUUCAGAUUUGCCGUCCCAAAGAUACUGAGCUUUUUCCUAGAGUUCAUCAGUGAUCCUGAGGCUCCAGCCUGGAAGGGCUAUUUCUAUGCAGUACUACUCUUCCUUUCUGCCUGCCUGCAAACCCUGUUUGAGCAACGCCACAUGUAUGUGUGCAUGGUCCUGGAGAUAAGACUGCGGACAGCUGUGAUGGGUCUGGUGUACAGGAAGGUUUUGGCUCUCUCAAAUGCUAUGCGGAAAACUGCUGCAGUGGGAGAGAUCAUCAAUCUGGUGUCUGUGGAUGUACAGCGGUUGAUGGAUGCUGUAUUGUAUCUGAAUGGUCUGUGGCUUCCAGUCAUCUGGAUUAUCAUCUGCUUCACAUUCCUUUGGCAGCUCUUAGGUCCAUCUGCUCUGACAGCCAUCGCUGUCUUCCUCAUCCUUCUCCCCUUGAAUUUCAUCAUCACCAAGAAAAGGAGCUGUUUUCAGGAAGAGCAGAUGCAGCACAAAGACCGCCGAGCCCGGCUGACGGAUUCCAUCCUCAGGAACAUGAAAAUCAUCAAGUUCCACGGCUGGGAGGAAGCUUUUAUGGAGAAGAUCCUAACCAUUCGAAAAGGAGAACUUCAGGCUUUGAAGAACUCUGGAUUUCUCUUCGCAGUGUCUCUGGUGUCCUUCCACUUGUCCACAUUUCUGGUUGCCCUGGUCAUGUUUGCUGUGCAUGCCCUGACAGAUGAAAAGCAUGUCCUGGAUGCUGAAAAAGCUUUUGUGGCUCUGACAAUCAUCAAUAUUCUCAAUAGGGCCCAGGCUUUCCUGCCAUUUUCCAUCAAUACCAUCUUUCAGGCCUGGGUUUCCUUGGCCCGCCUAGCUGCCUUCCUCCAUCUGGAAGAGGUAGAGCCCAGAGCAAUCAGCACAACUCCUGUGGGGGAGGAAAGCAUCUCUGUCCAAGAUGGCACCUUUGCAUGGUCCCAGGAAAAUUCUCCCUGCCUUCAAAGAAUAAAUUUGGUGGUGCCACGGGGUUCCUUCUUUGCUGUAACUGGUCCAGUGGGUUCAGGGAAAUCCUCAUUGCUAUCAGCGAUCCUGGGAGAACUGACCAAGUUGGAGGGAAAUGUAAACAUUAAGGGCUCAGUGGCUUAUGUGCCCCAAGAAGCCUGGAUCCAGAAUGCUUCAGUGGAAGAGAACGUGUGCUUCGGACAGGAGCUGAAUAUGCCGUGGUUAGACAGAGUUCUGGAAGCUUGUGCACUGCCUCCAGACCUUGCAAGUUUUCCUGCUGGAAUUCACACAGAGAUAGGCGAACAGGGCAUCAACCUUUCUGGAGGCCAGAAGCAGAGACUGAGUCUGGCUCGUGCUGUGUACAAGAAAGCAGCUAUCUACCUGCUAGAUGACCCUCUUGCAGCCUUGGAUGCUCAUGUUGGCCAGCAUAUCUUUGACCGUGUCAUUGGGCCAGGAGGAUUGCUCCAUGGAACGACUCGUAUUCUUGUGACCCAUGCAGUCCACAUCCUUCCACAGGCUGAUUACAUCAUUAUGAUGGCGGAUGGAGCAGUGGUUGAGAGUGGCUCCUAUCAGGAGCUACUACAAAGGAAUGGCCCUUUUACAGACUUCUUGGGCCAGUCCAAACAGGAAGAGGCCAAUGCCAGCCAGGAAGUUAAGAGCUCCAGGAACAUCUCUGAAAGUGAAGCAUCUACAAACAAGACGGACAGCUUCAUCAAGGACUCCCCUGAAAAGGGCAGGACAACCCUACAGAGCCGGGCUGAGGGCACCAAGAUGGCAGGACAGCUGACUGAAGGGGACAGAGUUCACUAUGGCAGGGUGAACGCCACUCUGUACCUGGCCUACCUGAGGGCAGUGGGGAUGCCCAUCUGCCUCUCUGUGGUGUUUUUAUUCCUCUGUCAGCAAAUGAUCUCAUCCUCGCGCGGUUACUGGCUCAGUCUUUGGGCGGAUGAUCCAGUUGUGAACGGGACCCAGCAGCACACAGGACUUCGGGUCGGGGUCUUUGGGCUCCUAGGCUGUCUCCAAGCCAUCGGAAGGUUUGGUUCCAUUGCGGUUGUCUUGCUGGGAGGAGUUCAGGCGUCACAAUGGCUGUUUCAAGGGCUCCUGCGUGAAGUGUCCCGAUCCCCCAUGACCUUCUUUGAGCAGACUCCGAUAGGAAAUUUGCUCAAUCGCUUCUCUAAGGAGACCGAUGCCGUCGAUGCUGUGAUCCCAGACAAGUUCAAGUCCUUCUUAGGCUUCCUAUUUGGGCUUCUAGAAGUCAUAGUGGUGGUAGUGGUGGCUACUCCAUUAGCUGCUGUCAUGGUUCUGCCCCUCAUGGCUCUCUACGUUGGGUUGCAGGUAUGGAAUACAGUGGAGAUACAAUUCCAAGAAAGGAAUGGGAGGCAGAACACUGUCUUACACAUCAUUCAUCUGUCCUGGUCCAUUAGGAUAUUGUUCUCUCCAUCUAAGCAAGGCUCUUUCACAUUGAUGGGUUCUCAUCUGUUCAUUCCUUCAGUCAGUGCCCAGCUGAGGCGCUUGGAGUCAGCUAGCCGCUCACCCAUCUACUCCCACAUCUCAGAGACGUUCCAAGGGAAUGCUGUGAUCCGGGCCUUCCAGGCUCAGGACCAGUUUAUUGCACAAAAUGACUCUCGAAUCGAUGAGCACCAGAGAGCCAGCUUCCCCAGACUGGUCGCAGAUAGGUGGCUAGCAACCAAUAUGGAGCUCCUAGGAAACGUUCUCAUCUUUGCUGCCGCUUUCUUCGCUGUGCUCAGCAAGCCCUACCUCAGGCCAGGGAUCGUGGGGUUUUCCGUUCAGUGGCUCUACAGGUACUCCUUCGACCUUAUCUGUUUCAGUGUAGGCCAGAAGCAGCUCUUAUGUCUGGCCAGGGCCCUACUCCGGAGAAACCAAAUCCUUUUCCUGGAUGAAGCCACAGCUGCUGUGGAUCCUCAGAAUGACCUCCAGAUCCAGGCAAUCCUCAGAGAUCGGUUUGCAGAAUGCACCGUGCUGACCAUCGCCCACCGUCUGCACACGGUGAUAGAUUGCAACAGGAUUCUGGUCAUGGACAAUGGAGCAGUGGCAGAAUUCGGUACCCCAGCCCAGCUGCUAGCUCAGAGGGGACUCUUCUACAGAUUGGCAGAGGAGUCGGGCCUCUGUGAUCAAGUUCUAGAGCGAUAGGCACAAUCCAGGAUGGACUCCCGCUGGGCCUCAAUCUGAACGCCUGCCAAGCGGGACCAGCCUGCUAAGGCACGAUGUACCAGGGGAUGGGGAGAAGAGGGAGCCAUGUCCCAGGCAGCUUGAGCCGAUGGUCACUCAUUCAGAGUUGAGCCCCCGCGGAUUUUGGUGUCCCACAGAUUCAGAUGGAUGGCUCCGGGGCUACUGGAUCAUUUCACUAGACCGUUCAUUCUUUGCACCCAAGUGCAGGAUCAGAGCACAACUAAUAUCAGGGCAGGAGCGGGGCACGAAGGAGCCCAGCCCUGGCCCUCUCACAGGCAAUACAGCCCCUGUUCACUCUCCACCACUCAAUUUCCUGCCACCUGCUGCCCUCCCACGUGGGUGUUCUGAAUAAAGUGCCUGCAGCAUGCUGA